AUGUUUGUUUCUCUCAUGUCCCUCUACCCCAACAGUCUGUCUUUUCCAUUACGUACCCUGAAGGCUAGCGGCAUUUGGCUGCCAAACCACCUCGUAUUUUUUCUGAAAAACACAGAUAUACAACUUGUGCUUCGAAAAUCAAACCUUUGGGAAUUACGAACAUUCAUCUUCACGUAUUACAAGAUGUAUGUGUCUCUAUUUUCAGUUGUAAUUUUUACUUUUAGCCUUUGUGCACAGUCAAAUGCAAGCCCUCACAGCCACAAACAUGGAACAGAACGAGAAGUAGAUGGAGCAUAUAGUCCGAGGGAUCAUUCUCACUAUGGAGGGGAAGACCACAAUGUUGAAUUUGAUCAUGAGGCUAUCUUGGGUAGUACACAAGAAGCAGAAGAAUUUGACCAUUUGCCUCCAGAAGAAGCAAAAAAGAGAUUAGCUGUAUUGCUUACAAAAAUGGAUGUGGAUAGCAAUAAAGAAAUCACUACCACAGAGCUGAAGCAAUGGAUUCUCAGGUCUUUCAAAUCACUUUCAGAAGAAGAAUCUCGAGAAAAGCUGGCUGAAGUUGACUUAAACAAGGACAAUCAAGUAACAUGGAAUGAGUACAAAUCUGAAACUUAUGGCGUAGAUGAUGAAGUUGAAGAUGGAAUUUUUUCCGGACAAGAGCAUGUUGAAGAAAAGGCACUAAUGAAAAAUGACAAAGAACUCUUUCAAACAGCUGACAUGAAUAAUGAUGGAAUAUUAAAUUCUGAAGAAUUUUUAGCAUUUACCCAUCCAGAAGAAGCACCUCACAUGCUGGAAGUAAUUCUUAGACAAACACUUAAUGAAAAAGAUGUUAACAAGGAUGGCUUUAUAGACUUUCAAGAAUAUAUUGGAGAUCGAGGGCAAACAAAAGACAAGGCGUGGUUAAUUGCCGAAAAGGAAAAAUUUGAUCACGAGCUGGACUCUGACGCAGAUGGGCGUUUGGGUGCUAGGGAAAUCAUCGGUUGGGUCUUACCAAGCACUGAGGAGAUUGCUGGUGAAGAGGUUGAACACCUUUUUGCGUCAGCUGAUGACGACCAUGAUGGUUUGCUAUCCUUCGAAGAGAUUCUCGAACACCAUGACGUUUUCGUAGGAUCCGAAGCGACAGACUACGGAGAUCAUCUCAAUAACAUCCAUCGUUUUCAAGACGAACUUUAACAAAAGAAGAGGAUAAAAAAUGCCAUUAGCUAUGGAUGAAAUGGAUAACGUUAUUUUGCAUACCUAAUUUAUUACUAACCUUCUCCAUCGAGACGAACCUUGGAUAAUUCAUGGCUAUUUUAAGC
Molecule: messenger RNA, 1295 nt
Organism: Daphnia magna
Lineage: Eukaryota; Metazoa; Arthropoda; Branchiopoda; Diplostraca; Daphniidae
Product: reticulocalbin-2
Exons: 3
Coding region: 1-1170 (389 amino acids)
Cellular component (GO): endoplasmic reticulum
Molecular function (GO): calcium ion binding
Source: RefSeq, a predicted model, not a curated record